GGUGUCUAACUUCAGAGUUCAGUCGUGUUUCAGCAGUCGUCGGUGUGGGUUACGUUAACGUCUAAUGAACUGUGGUGUUACGUGGACUAGUUGUUAUUCAUCAGUGUCUUUGUGUUUAGAUUGAAUAAUUUAUCAAGAUUUUUGUUAAGAAAGAUUCAAUCCGAAUAAUCACUAUUUUUGGGUGCUAAUUUUAGGAAGUUUAAUGAUCCUGAAAUACAGGAAUGUAUUGUAUUGUUUGAAUGUAGAGAGUAGCCAAGUGACAUAGUGGCGGAUAGAGUGGAGGGGGGUAGCUCGGGAGGGGGGUGGAGCAAGCACCCAGAUCAAGACACAAUGUUGUAUGGACUGCCCUAUUAUGAUAGCACAAGCACCUUCAACACUGGAUCGCCUUAUUUCCAGGCGAAAAGACUCCGUCCAGAAGAUGGGGAAGCAUCCGAGAGAUCAAGGUCGGUAGGUGAACAGGCUCAACCUGAACAAUCCAAUGCCAAUGAUAAUAGUGGAGGAGGAGGAGGUGGAAGUGGUGGAGGAGGUGAAGGAGGAGUUGUUGCAGGAGGAGGGGUGCCUAACAGCCCCAGUCCGGAAAGCCAAUCUAAUGACGACUCGUCAACGGGUGCUUCGCCGCGACCAGGAAAUAUGAUUGGAAGUAGUAGAGAAAGAGAGAACGAUCCACCCCAUUACCCAGCUUGGAGUAACUCAGUUCUGACCAACGACUCUCCACGUAAGUUAGAAAAGCAAUCAGAUACUGGAAUUAAGUCUGAAGUGGGAAACUCAUCAGGCGAUCAAGAUCCAAUUUAUUCAGUUGCUGGUGAAGCAAUGAAUACUUUUGUCGAUUCUUCAAAAGAGGCCGCCCAGUAUCAACCAUAUUCUGGUGCCCCUACUCAACCGUUCUACAGUAGCGUGCAACAAGCUUACAGUGCUCAAAAUCCUAGUUACAUGAAUGCUGCUGGAUUCUAUUCAACAGCAUAUCCUACUGUCACAUAUUCCAGUGCAAACAGACUGAGUCAAUGCGGAAGCAAAAGUGCAGCAGGAUCUGGAAGCAAUGGUGUGAACGCCAACCCAUAUGCCAACCUCAACCCUUACGCCAAUUCCAAUGCUGCCAACAACGCUAAUGCGAAUUCCUUUUCGGCAGCGGCCGGACAGCAAGCAUAUCAAAGUUACACCGCCGGCUACAAUUCACAGAACUAUGUCAAUCAAGAAGAAUAUAGUAGCUAUAGCAAUACUUAUGCUGCUAGUUACUAUGCAGCAUCUCAAGGCUACCCAGCUUAUGUCAGUCCCUCUUGCUCCGCGACGGCUUCAUAUCAAUUACCAAAUGCGUUAUCAGAAUCGCCACUAGUCGGAGAUGCGAUGACCUCUCCCGUGAAAACAGAAUCGAGCAGAAAGAGUGGGAGCGGUGGUCGAGGUAGGGGGAGGAGGGUGCACCCCUCUUCUUCCCUGCCACACAAUCACAAUUCUCACCAAUCGGCCUCCCCUCCUCACCCCCUACCAGAAAACAACCUCGACAGAGUUUUCAUCUGGGAUUUGGACGAGACCAUUAUUAUUUUCCAUUCACUACUCACCGGAACAUUUGCUUCCAGAUUCUCUAAAGAUACUCAAAGUAUUGUACAGCUCGGUUUCAGAAUGGAAGAGAUGAUUUUUAAUUUGGCAGACACUCAUUUUUUCUUCAAUGAUGUUGAGGACUGCGACCAGGUGCACAUAGAUGAUGUGUCAUCAGAUGACAACGGCCAAGACCUGAGCGCAUACAACUUCGCCACAGACGGCUUCACAUGCGGAGUGAGCGGUGCCGGGCCAGUAGGUGCUGGGCCUAUGCAGGGUGCAGGCCCAGGGGUGGGAUCAGGGGCAGGCCCAGCUGUUAGGGGUGGAGUUGACUGGAUGCGCAAACUGGCAUUCCGUUACCGCAAGGUGAAAGAUAUCUACAAUAACUAUCGAAACUCAGUCGGAGGUCUCUUGGGAACUGGCAAGAGAGAUCAAUGGUUGCAACUGAGAUCAGAAAUUGAAGCUGCUACUGAUAAUUGGCUGACACUUGCAAUCAAAUGUCUCACUCUCAUCAAUUCGCGACCGAACGCUGUGAAUGUUCUCGUAACGACAACCCAGCUGGUUCCUGCUCUGGCAAAAGUAUUGCUAUUCGGCCUGGGAGGCCUUUUUUCAGUCGACAAUGUCUACUCAGCCGCUAAAAUUGGCAAAGAAAGUUGUUUCGAGCGAAUUGUGUCGCGGUUUGGCAGAAAAUGCACCUACGUGGUGGUUGGAGAUGGACAGGAUGAGGAAAAUGCUGCUAAACAGCUGAACUUCCCUUUCUGGCCAAUCUCGAGUCAUUCAGAUCUCAUAGCUCUGUAUAAUGCAUGUGACAUGGCAUUCCUUUAGAAUAGAAAAACGUUGUUCAUAAUAUAUGUUACAGUUGAACUGCAAGUUUUUUCGUUAAAACUGAUUAUGAUUUGAAAUAGAAAAUUAAUUACAUCACUAUUAUAAUGUAUCACAUAUAGAGCAUUUAUCGAUGUUUUUUCGAUAAAAAUUAUUAUGAUUUUUUGUCGUACGAAUUAAUAGAGAAUAUACAUUAUAAAUACAUUUAUAUACCCUUUAUAAAUACAUUUAUAUACCCAUUACAAAUAUGAAUAAUUUUUCAUUACUUUUUUCGCCAGAACUGAUUGUGAUUUGUUUUAAUAGGAAUUCAAAGAAAAAUAUUUCUUUGUCUUAUCUAUACAGUGGCGGCUCCAGGGGGGGGGGAGAGCUUAGAACAUUUUAAAAUUUCAUUUUUGAUCCAUAUAAAAAUAAACUCGUGCUUCUUUUAAAUUUUCUUGAUAAAUUAAUCAGAAAUAUCAUAAAAUAUUUGUAGAAAUAGAACCUAUUUCUUUUUUACAUUAGUUGAAUCAUUACAAACCUAUUUUAAUAGAAUAAUAAUUAACUUGUACUCAGGAAAAAUAUAACCAAGUGAAUUCUUCUACAGAAAAAAGAAAUUGCAUUGAACUGGAAGAUCAUAAUCCUGAGGCUUUCUGGGCACUCUCAAAAGGCUCAGAAGGUCAAAGUCAGGGGUAUUGAACGACUUUACACAAGUGGGCUUUCAGAGUACCGCACUCGUGUUUUUGCUUUGUAUAGAGUACCCCAGAAACCUCGAGAUUUUGAUGAUUAUUCUACUUGACUGAAAUUUCAGUCUAAUAAUUUGACCUUCUGAGCCUUGUGAGAGUGCCCAGAAAUCCUCAAGAUUCUGAUCUUCCAGUUCAAUGCAAAUUUCUGUGCUCUGUAGAAUCAACUGAAGUUGACUAGGUACAGAGAAAAUUAUUCCUGAUUCUUUGCCAUUAAUUUUCUCUUGAAAUUAUGUAUAGAAAUCAUGUAUCAUAUGACCACCUUCCCAUUUAAAAAAAUUAAAUUGGAAUAAAAAUGGCGGAUCGAAGAUAGAGGACAAAAAUUUUGAAGCUACAGAAAAUUAGGUUUUUGAUUUCGAAUAGGAUCUGAAAGCUACUGUCAAAGUAUCCAUGUGAAAGAAAUAUCGAGCUAAUCACCCAUUAAUUGUUUGUUUUUAAUGGAAUGGAGGUCUCGCUAUUUGAACUGAAGAUAUUUUCAAGACUGCAUAAAACAAAAAUUUGAUUCUGGUAUUCUCGAUUUAGAAAGGUAGUGUAGUAUAAUAUUCAAAAUUAACUAAUUUUUUUAAUGAACUUUCAAAAAAUUAAGUCUCUGUUACGCAGUCUAAAGAUGAAAAUUAGUUGUAUCUCAGUCAUAUUCAAUUUUUUUUCAAUUAUGAAUUUAGCAGUAAUAAUAGUGCUCAGUAGUUAGAAGAAAUAAAAUUCUUCUUGAGAAUAUUAGUAGAGUUUACCGUUGAUGAAAACGUGUAGAAUAUAGUGGAGGUGUUUAUCUAGAAAGUCCAUCAGUUUACCUACCUCCCCCCCCCACCCGCAGAAACCAUCUUGGAGCCACCCAUGUUCCAUAUAUCAGAUGUCUAUUCAUAAAUAACUUAUCAACAUUUCUUCAAAGAUAAAGUGAUCAUAAUGAAGUAUUUUCAUUUUCUAUUUAUUUACUGAAGAAUAAUAAUUCAUUUUGAAACUUAGAAUGGCAUGAGUGCCCGAAACUAGUUGUGUUUAUGUAAAAUAUUACAAAAAGGGUACUAGUAUUUUCUAUAAUAAUUAAACUAAUCAUGAUUUGUUGUACAACGAAUUGAAAGAGAAAAUACAUUUAUUUACUAUUAUAACAUAAUUAUAAUAUGAGUUAUUUUUAAAGAUUUUUCUUGGCGAAAAUAAAUAUUUUAUAAUCAAUACCUUGUACUAUUCAUAUCUCUGGCGUAUGAAACAAAUUGUAAAGAUUCUUCAAACGCACAUUAAUAAAAGAUUAUGAUUUAUUUCAGAG
Molecule: messenger RNA, 4326 nt
Organism: Nilaparvata lugens (brown planthopper)
Lineage: Eukaryota; Metazoa; Arthropoda; Insecta; Hemiptera; Delphacidae
Gene: eya
Product: eyes absent homolog 2
Exons: 15
Coding region: 331-2355 (674 amino acids)
Biological process (GO): multicellular organism development; cell differentiation; negative regulation of extrinsic apoptotic signaling pathway in absence of ligand
Cellular component (GO): nucleus
Molecular function (GO): protein tyrosine phosphatase activity
Source: RefSeq, a predicted model, not a curated record